UAGUCUUCCGCCUUUGUUUUAUUCUUUAAUUAGCCUAGAACUGUUAAAAAUCCUCCGCUCAACAAAACUUAACACAGCAGUAAGAAGAGAAACAAGAAAACAUAAACAAUCAUUGGACAACGUUAAUCUAUCAGGCUUUCGCCUGCCCUCUCGUUAUACCUUUCUUACUUUUUUUUUGUUGCAAAACAGGUUGCAUUUGCACUUGAAGAACAACGGGUUCGUUUCCCUUUUGUUGUUUUCGACCAGGAAACUUAGAUCUCACUCUCCACACAGAAUCUUGCCUUCAUUAGUCUUUUGUCAGUGAAAUAGUAUUCCAAUAAUGAUGGAGAGGGCAGAGUCAUGCCAAAAGCUAUAUACAAGACUGCGGUUAUGGGAGUUCCCUGAUGAGUAUGUGAUUGAACCCACCGAUGGUUCUUCUGCUUCCUCUUUGUCAAUUAAUCGUGUGGAUGCCUCAAUCAAGCUCGUUGAUGCUAUUCCAGAAUGCAGCGCUGUUCGUGUUCCUAAGAUUCAGGCGAUCUUUGGAGUAGUUGGAAUGCUAAAGCUUGUUGCUGGAUCAUAUUUAAUUGUUAUAACGGAGCAUGAAUGUGUUGGAUCUUACUUGGGGCAUCCCAUCUUCAAAGUCGUAUCCAUGAGGAUUCUCCCGUGUGAUCAUUCACUUAAAAACUCUUCUCCAGAACAGAAAAAGGUGGAGAGUGAAUUUUCUGGGCUGCUAAAAGUUGCAGAGAGGACUGUUGGCCUCUUUUUCUCUUAUGAUACCAACUUAACGUUGAGUGCUCAGCGAUUAAAUGAUCUGGGAGAUGAAUCUAAAUUGCUUCCUCUUUGGAGACAGGCAGAACCCAGAUUUCUUUGGAACAAUUAUAUGUUGGAAGUACUUAUAGACCACAAGCUUGAUCCGUUUUUGCUUCCUGUUGUUCAAGGGAGUUUUCAAAACUUCCAAGCAGCCAUUGGAAAAGAAAUUGUUGAUGUUACAUUGAUUGCUAGGAGAUGUACCCGAAGAAAUGGAACUCGAAUGUGGAGAAGGGGAGCUGAUCCUGAUGGGUACGUUGCAAAUUUUGUGGAAACAGAACAAAUUGUGCAGAUGAAUGGUUUUAUUGCUUCAUUUGUUCAGGUUCGGGGGUCAAUGCCGUUUCUUUGGGAACAAAUUGUUGAUUUGACUUAUAAGCCUAAGUUUGAGAUUGUAAAACCUGAAGAAGCUCCCCGAGUGGCUGAGAGGCAUUUUCUGGAUCUAAGGAAAAAAUAUGGAGCUGUACUAGCCAUUGAUCUUGUCAACACGACUGGAGAUGAGGGGCGCUUAAGUGCAAAGUUUGCAAGUUCAGUGGAACCUAUACAAAGUGAUGAUUUAAGAUAUAUUCACUUUGAUUUCCAUAAGAUCUGCGGACAUGUUCAUUUUGAGCGGCUUUCCUUCCUCUAUGAUCAAAUUGCAGAUUUUCUUGAUAAAAAUGGGUACCUCUUGUUGAAUGACAAAGGUGAGAAAAUGAAGGAGCAACUUGGAGUUGUAAGGACCAAUUGCAUUGAUUGCUUAGACCGCACCAAUGUUACACAGAGCAUGAUAGGUAGGAAAAUGAUGGAACUUCAGCUUAGGAGAAUUGGUGUUUUUGCUGCUGAAGAAACUAUUAGCUCACAUCCAAAUCUAGAUGAAAAGUAUAAAAUAUUGUGGGCUAAUCAUGGGGAUGAUGUAAGCAUACAAUAUUCUGGCACUCCUGCACUGAAAGGAGAUUUUGUCAGGUUUGGUAAGCGAACAGUUCAAGGGAUCCUUAAUGAUUUUUAUAAUGCCCUCGGUCGGUAUUAUUUGAAUAACUUUGCUGAUGGAACAAAACAGGAUGCGAUUGCUCUGCAAGGACAUUACAUUGUUUCUGUCAGCCGGGAUAUAACACCACCGUCACAAAAAGGGGGACUUGAAUCUAUGGCUAACUUCCCAGCAGCUUUAUGUGUGGUCUCACUAGGGUUAUUUCUCACAAUCUUGUCACUUGGGCAAGCUCGAUAUGAUCUCCGGUACUUAUUUUUCUCGGCUUUGUGGGCUACCAUAAGCCUCGGUGUUGCAGCAGUUGUGAAGGCUAAUGGCAGGAUUUUCUGCAAUCGCCCUCGUUUGCAUAAACCACGCCAUUGAUGCAUAUGCUGAAUGCUAUGGGAAAUAAAACUUGUUCAAAAGCUGUUCAUCUUGCUCGGAUCAUAGUUAUUCUUUUUCACAUAUUUUUUUGGUAGUCCAUUUAGUUUUAAUUUAAACGAUUGCUUUACCUCAA
This is a messenger RNA of Hibiscus syriacus, 2240 nucleotides long. RefSeq names its product phosphoinositide phosphatase SAC7-like. Gene Ontology annotation, molecular function: phosphatidylinositol-4-phosphate phosphatase activity. The record is from RefSeq and is a predicted model, not a curated record. Gene Ontology annotation, cellular component: endoplasmic reticulum. Gene Ontology annotation, biological process: phosphatidylinositol dephosphorylation. NCBI's taxonomy places the organism in Eukaryota, Viridiplantae, Streptophyta, Magnoliopsida, Malvales, Malvaceae.